Molecule: messenger RNA, 950 nt
Organism: Labrus bergylta (ballan wrasse)
Lineage: Eukaryota; Metazoa; Chordata; Actinopteri; Labriformes; Labridae
Gene: ube2v1
Product: ubiquitin-conjugating enzyme E2 variant 1
Biological process (GO): DNA damage tolerance; protein K63-linked ubiquitination
Cellular component (GO): nucleus
Source: RefSeq, a predicted model, not a curated record
AAACGCGGACGCGCGCAAAUCAUGAUAGUUGCGUGCGCGCUUCCGUGAGGCACAGACAAAAAAUGGCGGCCGCCGCCAGAAUAGGCAUUACAGUUCCCCGCAACUUUCGGCUGCUAGAAGAACUGGAGGAGGGUCAGAAAGGAGUUGGAGAUGGUACCGUGAGCUGGGGCCUGGCAGAUGAUGAAGACAUGACGCUAACUUCUUGGAAUGGCAUGAUCAUCGGUCCGGCAAAGACUGUCUAUGAAAGCAGGAUUUACAGUCUGAAAAUCGAAUGUGGACCUAAGUACCCAGACCACCCCCCUGUUAUCCGCUUUGUGAACAAGAUCAACCUGACUGGGGUACACAGCUCGAAUGGUCUGGUGGACAUAAAGACGGUGAUGCCUCAGACCAAGUGGAAGAGCAACUACAACCUCCGGAUGGUACUGCAGGCGCUCAGACAGCACAUGAUGACAAAAGACAACCACAGACUGUCCCAGCCGCCUGACGGCCAGAUGUACAGCAACUGAGGCUCCUGCUGCUUUCCCUCCCUGCUAAACACACACGCACGCACACACAUUCACUAUCAAACACACACACACACACACAAAUAUAUAUAAAAAGCAUCCUUAACACUGAUUCUACCACUUUCCCAAAAAAAAGCAAAACCAUCAUGUAAUCCAAGACUCUCCACUCCCUCUUCCGUCCUUGGGGGCCUCCCAUUGGACAGAGGGAAGGGUGCGCAGGUGAACCUGACAUCCUCAACCAGUGCCCAUUCAUUAUGACAGAACAAGAAUACUGUACAUCUUACUAAUGUUAUUUUUUAUUAUCUUUGUGUUCUACAUCCUGAUUGUAAAAUAACAAACGACCUGAUUGAGUGUACAAGUCUUGUGUGUGUGUAUGUGUGUGUGUGUGUGCGUGCCAGGAUUCUUCACAGUUAGUCCCUGGUAUCAACUCGCCACUCAACAAAAAAA